UAAGGAGAUCGGGGAGGAGGCGGAGGAGGGGCGGAGCGGAAGGGCCGGCUUGUGAACCUCUGACGAGAUCGGGAGGGCCGACGGGCGGCUGAGCUGACCAGCAGGGUAUUUCAGAAAUAAUUGGUGAACUCAUUGCAACACCAUGCUGGUAGCAAGGUUUGUGUGUCUCCGGACCCUACCUUCCAGGGUUCUCCGCCCAGCAGUCACCAGGACCUCUCCUGUUCUAAGGAAUUCCAUUCUGAAGACAAAUAAUCAAUGGCUCUUGCAAUCCAACAGAGGCUAUACCACCAAAUCAAGAGUUGGAGUCCAGCGUGCAAAAACUGGCCAAGAAAUUAAGCAAGCAGCGUUUGAACCAUCAGCAGAAAAAGUGUUUAAAAUUGAUCAGAUGGGAAGAUGGUUUGUUGCUGGAGGAGCCGCUGUUGGCCUUGGAGCACUCUGCUUCUAUGGCUUGGGAAUGUCAAAUGAGAUUGGGGCUAUUGAAAAAGCGGUAAUCUGGCCUCAGUAUGUGAAGGAUAGAAUACAUGCCACCUAUAUGUAUUUCGCAGGGAGUGUUGGUUUAACAGCAUUGUCUGCCUUAGCAAUUAGCCGAUCACCUGGUUUAAUGGCCUUUAUGAUGAAAGGCUCUUGGUUGGCAAUUGGAGCAACUUUUGCUGCUAUGCUGGGUGCUGGAAUGAUGGUUCGGUCAAUAUCAUAUGAACACAACUCAGGCCUAAAACAUCUUGCUUGGAUGGCUCAUUCUGGUGUCAUGGGUGCAGUGGUGGCCCCUCUGACUUUGUUGGGUGGCCCUUUGAUUCUCCGAGCUGCUUGGUAUACAGCAGGCAUUGUGGGAGGCCUCUCUACUGUGGCCAUGUGUGCUCCAAGUGAAAAAUUUCUAAACAUGGGAGCACCACUGGGAGUGGCCCUGGGUGUUGUCUUUGUUUCUUCUCUGGGAUCUAUGUUUCUACCACCUACCAGUGUAAUUGGUGCUAGUCUCUAUUCUGUGGCAACAUAUGGUGGAUUAGUUCUUUUUAGCAUGUUCCUCCUGUAUGAUACCCAAAAAAUCAUCAAGCGUGCAGAAGUGAUGCCACUGUAUGGUGUAGAAAAAUAUGACCCCAUUAACACGAUGAUGGGUAUCUACAUGGAUACACUAAAUAUCUUUAUUCGAGUAGCCACCAUGCUAGCAACUGGGAGCAACAGGAAGAAAUGAAUUGAUUCCAUUUUGAACCGUCUAAAACUCAUCAAAUACUCUUGCUUGUGUUCUUAGUGUGUAUACUUAUUAAAUCAUUUCUUGUACAAGCAGCUUUGAAGUCAGAAGUUCAGAGUCACAUUAGCAUGGUUUCUAUAUUCCAGUACAAUGUGAUGCUUCAAGUUCCACCUUUCUUGAGAAUAAAUUCAGCACUUCUCUUGCAAAUAAGCACAUGAACUUUCCAGUUUUCAUGUAUGAGUAAUUGUUCAUAGAAAAGGAAGGAUCAGACUUUUCAGUAAUGCCACUUUAUUUCAACAUUCUGUUUGUUUUCCAUUUGAGGUUGUUAGUUGAAACUUACCAUAUUUUUACUUGCUUUAUAAUGUUAACAAAGAUUCUUUUUGCCAUCCAAAAAAGAAGUCAAGUGUAUACAAGAAAGGAGUCCCAGGACUGAUGUAGAGAAGAUUCAGCUUUAAGAGUGUUAAAUGAUUACCACUUGCUAACUGGCAAUGUAGGGUUUAUCAGGCUUAGUUAUUGGUAUAUAGCUGUCUUUAACAGAAUUAGCACUCAUCUGAUAUUUUCAGUUAAAACAUCUAUCCUAAAAAAGGCAGCAAAGUGUCGUUGUGAACAAUACCUUUGGAAUAUUGAUAUACUCCAAGAAUAGUGAAGGUACUUAAGCAAUCUGUCCAGUCUCAGACUGUUAACCUCUCCUAAGUGUCCCUGUCAUCGUUUAUAUUUGUAAGUUCUUUUUUGAGUCAUUUUGCUUUAUAUUUAAAACUUCAGAAAUAUCAAAUAGGUUGCCUAUUCCAAUCUUGCUACAGUAAAUGUAUUGAUUCACAAAAGAUGGGGUUUUUUGUUUUGUUUUGUUUUUUUACAACAAAGGUCAGUAAAUGUGGUUUAUGUUAGUUUCUCUAACUCAUUCCUCAGAAUCUUGGUCUUUAUUUUUUUUUUAUAUUUUGUUUGUCAUUUAGGAUAUGGAGGUCAAUGUGAUUGCAUCCUGCCCCACUAACUGCUAAAAUUAGAGGCCAAGUUCUGUCUUCAUAAAAUAAUGUAUUAAUGCUAAUUUUUCCACAAAUUUUCCCCUCGGUCCAUUUUUUAUUUAGAAACAGCUUCCUUGUAAGUAAAGCUUGUAAUUUUAUGACACAGAAUAAGUUAUUUUUGGAAGAUUUUUAAUGAAUGAAAUUGAAUCUGUAAAAUUUUAUUGCAAUGAUAAAAUUACUAUUUCUGGCAAGAUGUGUUUUAUCACCAGCUAUCCAGAAGUAGCUAAUUUAUCCAUUGGAGCAAUAUGAUGUGCUUAUUUCUGAAAUAAUAAAGGUCUAGCUUGAUAGUU
Gracilinanus agilis (Agile Gracile Mouse Opossum) is the source of this 2492-nucleotide messenger RNA. RefSeq names its product growth hormone inducible transmembrane protein (gene GHITM). Bases 143 to 1186 code for a protein of 347 amino acids. Gene Ontology annotation, cellular component: mitochondrial inner membrane. The record is from RefSeq and is a predicted model, not a curated record. NCBI's taxonomy places the organism in Eukaryota, Metazoa, Chordata, Mammalia, Didelphimorphia, Didelphidae. The transcript has 9 exons.